CACGCAUGCGCCCAAAGUCCAGGCCUGACCGUCUCGUGCCCCAGUGCUAUCAUGUCUGCCGUCUGAAUGGUUUGCAUUUGCUAGCCGGCUCGUUUGAAAAAGUAUCUGGUGGAGGUCGAGUGGAGAUUUACAAAUCCGCCAUGGCGGACAUCAAGAACUUCCUGUAUGCUUGGUGUGGGAAGAAGAAACUAACACCCAGCUAUGACAUUCGAGCCGCUGGAAACAAAAACCGACAGAAGUUUCUGUGUGAGGUUCGUAUUGAGGGAUUCAACUACACUGGAAUGGGAAACUCCACCAAUAAGAAGGAUGCCCAGGCAAAUGCUGCUAGAGACUUUGUCAAUUAUCUUGUCCGAGUUGGAGAAAUGAAUGCAGCAGAAGUCCCAGCCCUUGGGGCAAGUGGACCUGACUUCAGUGUGCCUGACUGUGGAGGAGGGGUUGAUGGAGGGAACGUUAGCUUUGGAAGUCUUCCUCCAAGUGGACCUAUCCCUCCUCACCUGGUUGUGAAAGCUGAGCAAGUGAAUGCACCUUCUGCGCCAGUCCCAGGUGUCACUGGUUUGGGAUAUUCGGGCGGUAGCGGUGAUUAUUCCGGAGGUGGCGCAAACAGCAAUGCUCCGUGGGAUCGUGGGGCUAAUCUAAAGGACUAUUACUCAAAGAGAGAUGAGCAGGAGGCACAGGCAACUCUGGAGUCUGAGGAGGUAGAUCUGAACGCAGGACUCCAUGGCAACUGGACUUUAGAGAACGCCAAGGCCCGUCUGAACCAGUUUUUCCAGAAGGAGAAGAAUCAAACAGAUUACAAAUACAGCCAAGUUGGGCCUGACCACAACAGGAGCUUUAUUGCUGAGAUGCAGUUAUUUGUAAGACAGCUUGGUAGAAAGAUAAUUGCCCGUGAGCAUGGCUCUAACAAGAAGCUUGCGGCCCAGUCCUCUGCGCUGUCUAUCGUCCGUCAACUUUACCAUCUAGGUGUCAUUGAGCCUUAUUCUGGCGUUACUAAGAAGAAAGAGGGGGAAAUUUUGGAAGCUUUUGAGGUGAAUGUGGUGGAUGAUCUGCAACAUCAGCUGCAGAGUAUGGCCCAAGAACUGGGUGUUGUAAUUCCACCUCCACCACCUGAUCCAAGUACUCCAGUGUCUUUGGUCCAAGGGAAGAUGGCUGUGUUUGAGCCCUCCCAGAGACAGAGCAUGGCUGGGGUGGUGCCCUGGUCCCCUCCGCAAGUCAACUGGAACCCCUGGACCAGCAGCAAUAUUGACGAUGGACCACUGGCAUUUUGCACCCCAGAGCAAAUCAGCACUGACCUCCAUCAUGAGCUGACUUAUCAAUUGGAACAAGAUCAAAGCUUACAGAAGGUCAUUGGGGAGCGAGACGGGCUUCCAGUGAAGAACUUUGAGGAGGAGAUAAUGACUGCCGUUCAGGGCAGCUCAGUGGUGAUCAUUCGAGGGGCGACCGGCUGUGGCAAAACCACCCAGGUUCCUCAGUACAUCCUGGAUCAGUUCAUCAAGAGUGGGAGGGCAUCCGAGUGUAACAUUAUUGUAACCCAGCCCCGGCGUAUCAGUGCAGUGUCUGUGGCAGAGCGUGUUUCCUACGAGAGAGGAGAGGAUGUUGGUAAGAGCUGUGGGUACAGCGUCCGCUUUGAAUCCAUCCUCCCACGACCCCAUGCCAGCAUCAUGUUUUGCACUGUUGGUGUGUUACUGCGGAAGCUGGAAGCAGGUAUUCGCGGGAUCAGCCAUGUGAUUGUGGAUGAAAUCCACGAGAGAGACAUCAAUACUGACUUCCUCAUGGUGGUGCUGAGGGACGUGGUCCAGACCUACCCAGAGGUCCGCAUCAUCCUUAUGUCUGCCACCAUCGACACCACCAUGUUCAGAGAGUACUUCUUCAACUGCCCUGUCAUCGAGGUGUUCGGCCGCACAUUCCCAGUACAAGAGUACUUUUUGGAAGAUUGCAUUCAGAUGACGCAUUUCAUUCCACCUCCGAGUGAUAGAAAGAGGAAGGACAAGGAUGAGGAAGGAGGAGAUGAAGAGGCCAACUGUAAUGUGAUAUGUGGGCCAGAGUACACCCCAGAGACUAAGCGCUCCAUGGCCCAGAUGAAUGAGAAGGAGACUCCCUUUGAGCUGGUGGAGGCCCUGCUGAAGUACAUCGAGACCCUCCAGGUGGCCGGGGCCGUGCUUGUCUUCCUGCCCGGCUGGAACCUCAUCUACUCCAUGCAGAAACACCUGGAGAUGAACCCACACUUUGGGAGUCAACGGUACCUGAUUCUGCCUCUCCACUCUCAGAUCCCCAGAGAGGAGCAGAGGAGGGUAUUUGAGCCUGUACCUGAAAACAUCACCAAGGUGAUCUUAUCAACAAACAUUGCAGAGACCAGUAUUACCAUCAAUGAUGUAGUAUAUGUCAUCGACUCUUGCAAGCAGAAAGUGAAACUGUUCACGUCUCACAACAACAUGACCAACUACGCCACGGUCUGGGGCUCCAAGACCAACCUGGAGCAGAGGAAGGGUCGCGCCGGCCGCGUCCGGGCUGGCUUCUGCUUCCAUCUGUGUAGCAGAGCACGCUUCGACAAACUGGAGACCCAUAUGACCCCUGAGAUAUUCCGUACUCCUCUCCACGAGGUAGCCCUGAGCAUCAAGCUGCUGAGACUAGGAGCCAUUGGCCAUUUCCUUUCCAAGGCCAUCGAACCCCCUCCCCUGGACGCGGUUAUAGAGGCAGAACACACACUGAGAGAACUGGAUGCUUUGGACACAAACGAUGAGUUGACCCCGCUUGGUCGGAUCCUUGCAAAGCUUCCAAUCGAGCCGCGUCUGGGGAAGAUGAUGAUUAUGGGCUGCAUUUUCAAUGUUGGAGAUGCGGUGUGCACGAUCUCAGCAGCCUCCUGCUUCCCAGAGCCCUUCAUCAAUGAUGGCAAGCGCUUGGGCUAUGUGCACCGCAACUUUGCUGGCACCCGCUUCUCAGACCACGUGGCCCUUCUGUCAGUCUUCCAGGCUUGGGACGAUGUGAGAAUGGGAGGUGAGGAUGCAGAGUCCAGAUUCUGUGAACACAAGAGGCUCAACAUGUCCACACUGAGGAUGACCUGGGAGGCCAAAGUGCAGCUGAAGGAGAUCCUCAUCAACUCUGGCUUCCCUGAGGAGUGCUUGAUGACACAGAUGUUCAAUAACGUUGGACCCGACAACAACCUUGACGUGGUCAUCUCUCUCCUGACGUACGGUUCCUAUCCCAACGUGUGCUACCACAAGGAGAAGAGGAAGAUUCUCACCACUGAGGGGCGCAAUGCCCUCAUCCACAAAUGCUCCGUCAACUGCCCCUUCAGCAGCCAGGACAUGACCUACCCAUCACCGUUCUUCGUCUUUAGCGAAAAGAUCCGGACUCGAGCCAUCUCAGCCAAAGGAAUGACACUAGUCAGCCCACUCCAGCUGAUCUUGUUUGCCUCCAAGAAAAUCACAUCAAACGGGGAAAUCAUUGAACUGGAUGAUUGGAUCAAACUGAAGAUACCGCAUAACGUGGCUGGCUGCAUAGCUGCUUUGAGGGCUGGAAUGGAGGCACUUGUUGUUGAAGUCACCAAAGACCCUGAGUACAUCAAACAGCUGGAUCCCACAAACGAGCGCAUGCUCAACAUCAUCCGCCAAAUCUCCAAGCCCUCCGCAGCUGGGCUUAACCUCAUGGUCAACAAUAAACGUUUUGGAGAUGGUCCACGUCCUCCCAAGAUGGGCAGGUUUGACGGAGGAGGCGGAGGGUACCAGGGAGGAGGUGGCGGCUCUGGAUACAGGGGAGGAGGCGGCUCUGGAUACAGGGGAGGAGGUUACAGAGGCGGUGGAGGAUACCAGGGUGGCGGCGGAUACAGGGGCGGUGGUGGAGGUUACAGAGGUGGGGGUGGUUAUGGAGGGGGGAACAGGGGUGGGGGUGGUUAUAGAGGGGGGAACUGGGGUGGUGGUUAUGGAGGGGGGAACAGGGGUGGUGGUGGUUAUGGAGGGGGGAACAGGGGUGGUGAAUACAGAGGGGGCCAGGGAUAUUAGGGCAUUUGAAGGUUAGCUUUUUAGAUGUUGUUCAUUCAUGAUGUUUGACUGUUUUUGGCUGUAAUGUUAGAAGUGGGUUUAUGUAAGGAUAUUUUAGUUUUGCCUUUUGUGACCCCCCCCUGGUAUUAAGCAUCAAAAAACAAAUAGUAAUUUGUUGUUGUUUGGUUAAUGGAAAAUUCCAGAAGUAUUUCAUGUCAUGAGCCUAAUUUUGUCAGUGAUAUACAACUCAUGUAUGUUUCCUGCCAUUACUAAGUAAUAAAAUACACAUUUUUUCCAACACUG
Molecule: messenger RNA, 4277 nt
Organism: Salmo salar (Atlantic salmon)
Lineage: Eukaryota; Metazoa; Chordata; Actinopteri; Salmoniformes; Salmonidae
Gene: dhx9
Product: DEAH (Asp-Glu-Ala-His) box helicase 9
Biological process (GO): regulation of mRNA processing; positive regulation of transcription by RNA polymerase II
Cellular component (GO): ribonucleoprotein complex; nucleolus; intracellular anatomical structure
Molecular function (GO): ATP hydrolysis activity; 3'-5' DNA/RNA helicase activity; RNA helicase activity
Source: RefSeq, a predicted model, not a curated record